Molecule: messenger RNA, 3536 nt
Organism: Neolamprologus brichardi
Lineage: Eukaryota; Metazoa; Chordata; Actinopteri; Cichliformes; Cichlidae
Source: RefSeq, a predicted model, not a curated record
CCUAUCCAGACCGACCGGACCGGUUUGGACUCUACUCCCCAUUUACAACUCUCCAUAUGUUCUCCACCGCCGAGAUGCAGCUCAGCUUUGAUUUGAGGGCAAUUUAUUAAACACCCAGGAGCUGCUUCUGUUUUGCUUUUAUUUUACAUUUCUUUUAAUAAUUUGCAACCCCAAACUCCAAAUGCUUCGCCUGCCAGUCUCGCUUUGCAUGUGGCUAUAUCCGGUGGUUCCAGUUUGCGUGCAGGUGCUUUAGGAGAAAAGGUUGCACAGGGGCUUUUUUUUAAAAUCAGGCUAUUAUUUUUAUUUUUUAAACUCCUCUUUAUCUCUUUGGAAGCUAAACCACAAAUUUUUAUUUUCACAAUGGCCGAUGCGAACGGUGAAUGCAAUAUCAAGGUGUUAUGUCGAUUUCGUCCACUGAACCAGUCCGAAAUUAUCCGCGGAGAUAAGUUCAUCCCAAUAUUUCAAGGAGAAGACACUGUCAUCCUCGGGGGGAAGGCGUAUGUGUUUGACCGAGUCUUCCCAACUAACAGCACACAGGAGCAGGUCUACAGCACCUGUGCCAAGCAGAUAGUCAAAGAUGUACUGGGAGGAUACAAUGGGACUAUCUUUGCCUAUGGGCAGACUUCCUCAGGAAAGACACACACCAUGGAGGGGAACCUUCACGAUCCCCAGGGAAUGGGGAUAAUACCGCGGAUUGCUGAGGACAUUUUUGAACAUAUAUUUGCCAUGGAUGAGAAUCUUGAAUUCCACAUAAAGGUCUCCUACUUUGAGAUCUACAUGGAUAAAAUCCGGGACCUGCUGGACGUGACAAAGACGAAUCUGUCAGUGCACGAAGACAAACACAGAGUUCCUUAUGUGAAGGGCUGCACUGAGCGCUUUGUCACAAGUCCCGAGGAGGUGAUGGAUGUGAUAGAUGAGGGGAAGGCCAACCGUCACGUUGCUGUCACCAAUAUGAAUGAGCAUAGUUCCCGCAGUCACAGCAUCUUCCUGAUUAACAUCAAACAAGAAAACGUGGAGACUGAGCAGAAGCUGAGUGGGAAGUUAUAUCUGGUUGACCUAGCUGGCAGUGAGAAGGUCAGUAAGACAGGCGCCGAGGGAGCGGUGCUGGAUGAGGCUAAGAACAUCAAUAAAUCUCUGUCGGCCCUGGGGAACGUCAUCUCAGCGCUGGCUGAAGGAACGAAAUCCCAUGUGCCAUACCGUGACAGUAAAAUGACUCGCAUCCUACAGGACUCGCUGGGCGGGAACUGCCGCACCACCAUGUUUAUCUGUUGCUCUCCCUCUAGCUACAACGAUACAGAGACCAAAUCCACCUUGAUGUUUGGCCAACGAGCCAAGACCAUUAGGAAUACUGUAUCAGUGAACCUGGAGCUCACAGCAGAGCAGUGGAAGAAGAAGUAUGAAAAGGAGAAGGAAAAGAACAGGUCAAUGAAGGAAACUAUUCAAAGACUCGAGGCAGAGCUGAACUGCUGGAGGAACGGUGAGGAUGCUGCUGUGCCGGGGCAGCUGUGUGAAGGAUCUGAGGAUGCCCCCCUGGUUCUUCCAGAAUCUGAGGAGUCAGUUCUUGACGUAUGCAGCCCCUGCAGCCCCUGCACCCCCUGCUCUAUUGCCUCCUCCAUUGUGGUUCACAUCUCUGAGGAGGAGAGGCAAAAGUACGAGGAGGAGAUUCGCAAGCUCUACAAACAGCUGGACGAUAAGGAUGACGAGAUCAACCACCAGAGCCAGAUGGUGGAGAAGCUGAAGGAGCAGAUGCUCGACCAGGAGGAGCUUCUCGCAUCGUCCAGAGGUGACAGUGAGAAGGUGCAGUCGGAGCUCGGCAGGCUGCAGGCCGAGAAUGAAUCCUCAAAGGCCGAAGUAAAAGAGGUUCUUCAGGCCCUGGAGGAGCUGGCGGUCAACUAUGACCAGAAAAGCUUAGAAGUCGAGGAGAAGAGCGUGCAGAACAAGCUCCUGGCUGAGGAGCUUUCAAAGAAAAUGCCUGUGGAGAUCACCGGAGUGAUCGAGGAAGAGUUCACAGUGGCUCGCCUCUACAUUAAUAAGAUAAAGUCAGAGGUGAAGUCCAUGGUGAAGCGCUGUCGCCACCUGGAGAACCUACAAACCGAGUGUCACCGCAAGAUGGAGGAGACGGGCAGAGAACUGUCUUCGUGUCACCUUCUCAUUUCACAGAGCAUGUCACAAGUGACCAGGGGGGACAAUCACACGUCUGCCCAGAACUCCUGUGAUAUAAAGAGGGCUCUGGAGCAGCAGAUGGAGUCACAUCGUGAGGUGCACAGCAAACAACUGGGCCGCCUGCGAGACGAGAUCAAUGAGAAGCAAAAGAUCAUCGACGACUUAACUGAUUGUAACCAGAGGCAGCAGCUGGAGCUAGAACAACUGCACAGUGACUUUGAACGUCUCAGAAGCCGAGAGCAUCACAAGAGCCGGCAGCUGGAGGAAUUGACAUUCCUCCACGAGCGACACGAACAAUCCAAACAGGAUCUCAAAGGCCUGGAGGAAACUGUUGCUCGUGAGCUCCACACCCUGCACAACCUCCGCAAGCUUUUCGUUCAAGACCUCACAACUCGAUUUAGAAAAAGUGCACAGAUGGAGCCUGAUGAUACUGGCGGAUACAUCACCCAGAAACAAAAGAUUUCCUUUCUUGAAAACAACCUGGACCAGCUUACAAAGGUUCACAAACAGCUGGUACGUGACAACGCAGAUCUGCGCUGCGAGCUUCCAAAACUGGAGAAACGUCUUCGGUCUACAGCCGAGCGAGUAAAGGCGCUCGAGGGUGCGCUGAAGGAGGCAAAAGAAGGAGCCAUGAAGGACCGCCAUCGCUACCAACAGGAGGUGGAGCGAAUCAAAGAUGUGAUGAGGGCCCGCGCUCCCUUCCGCCGACCCCACGCUGCGCUCAUCGCCAAGCCUGUACGCCCAGGCCACUACCCAGUCUGCUCUCCCACCAACCCCUUCUUUAUCCGAGGCUUCAGCGAUCAGCCCAUUGCCUUCUGCAACGCUGUUUUCCACAACAGGAACAAAGCAGCCCCUGCUUCUGCUGCUCCUGCUGCUCCCGCUGCUCCCGCUGCUCCCGCUGCUCCCGCUGCUCCUGCUGCUCCUUCGUCUCCUAUAUCUGCUUCUCCUACUUCUCCCUCAACACCAGAGAGUGAGCCCAGGCUACCUGAGUCCAACUCCAAUCAGAACAGCCCUGCCAAACACCUCGACUUCCAAAAUAAUGACGCACAUGACAGCAAUGUUCAAAACAAUAUGCCUCCGGCUGAAUCAGAAAGCCAAGCAGACAACGCUUCCGAAAUACUCGAUUCAGAAAACGGAAACACCACAGAUAUCAAUGACAACAGAACUGAUGUGUGUGACAAUCAGGACCCAGCUAAACUCUACAGUCUGCAGCCAGAAGCUUCAGCCAGCUAAUAGUCCUGAGCAGGUAAGAAAGCCGAAUGGGGAAGCUAUUUAUGGAGAAGAUACACUAUUAACAAUUCAUAACCAUUCAAAUUGGUCAUUAUUUAUAAUGGUUAUGAAUUCUGGUGGUAGGAGGACCCUGUGAAUUUCUC